Molecule: messenger RNA, 468 nt
Organism: Sordaria macrospora k-hell
Lineage: Eukaryota; Fungi; Ascomycota; Sordariomycetes; Sordariales; Sordariaceae
Molecular function (GO): aldehyde dehydrogenase (NAD+) activity
Source: RefSeq, a predicted model, not a curated record
AUGACCACAGAACAUCUAUUGUGGAUUGGGGGUGCUGAAAGGAAAGGGGGUGGAGAAUUGAUUCCCGUGGAGAACCCAGCAACAGGCGAGAUCAUUGCACACUGCCACUCCGCUUCACAAGAGGACGUCGUCUCCGCCGUCGAACUCGCCCACGCCACCUACAAGUCCGGGGUCUGGUCCCGUGCUCCCCGUCAUGCUCGCGCAGAAGUCCUUGAACGAGCCGCCAGCCUCUUCGAAACCCAGAUCACCGCUCUCAUUGAGAUUGAAGUAGAGCAAACAGGUCGAGCAGUCCGGGAGAUGAACGCUCAAGUUCCCUCUCUCGUCAAGUGGUUCCGCUAUUAUGCCGCCUUGCUCCGUACCGAAGAACGCUCCGUGCUACCCACCGUCGGAAAACUACACAACUUCCUCGAUCGACGACCGCUGGGCGUGGUCGUACAAAUCACCCCCUUUUCAACCACCCUCUCUUGA